Molecule: messenger RNA, 1851 nt
Organism: Ectocarpus sp. CCAP 1310/34
Lineage: Eukaryota; Phaeophyceae; Ectocarpales; Ectocarpaceae
Source: the annotation of a GenBank genome assembly
ACCGAACACCGGGAUGCCGAGACUCAGGACUCCCACGCCCCACGUGUAGAGUCCUUUGGACAUCACCAGGAACACAGGCAGCUGCUGGGGGGCUAGCGUUGUCGAUGGGUGGCGUUUCCAAUGGAAGGGUGCGCAACGACCAAUUGCCGAGCAUCGAGGCCACGGGUUUCAGAAGCCAACCAACAAGAGUCGCUACGAGACAAGAAAGAGCCUCCUUUGGCUGCUUGCGGCGAGAUAGUCAAGAGAGGGGACUGGGCGCAAGAGCCAUAAGACAACGUGGCUGGAGCCCUCGCUCGAACAGCCUCCGGGGGCGACAAUUGAAUUCCCGUCAAGAUGAGUUCGUGAGCGGAGAGGCACUGUCGCGCGAGGAGUUCGAGGCAUGGUCAGCCGCAGCAGCGGCAGCAGCAGCAGCGGCAAGUCCUACGGGCGACGGCCGUCGUACUGGUAGCGCCAACGGCGCGUCUGAUGCGUCUGAUGCUACGACCUCUGUGUGCGUGGAAGAGGUCUACAGCUCGAGGGCCUCUCCCGCCGGAAUAAACUGGACCUCCAUUCUGCUGUCGGUCGUUGAUCAAGUCUUGUUCCUCGGCUUCUUUGCUUGGCUCGCCACACCGGCAAUACGCGAGCAGUUGCGGUCUUCGUUUGUGUUGAGCUUUCCGGGGAUAGGCUUGGGGGCGGCUGGGGCGGUGCCAAUGUUCGUGUACGGUCUUUAUCUGGGCACGCAGAACUGGCCUUGGCUGAAGAGGCACGAGCAAAAGGCGGCCGCCGACAUCAAAGACCUCAACCUUUUCGGCAGGCGGAGGCAGGUGGCCAGAGUGGCCGUGGUAUCUGUCCCCCUGGCCAUGCUCGUAGCCCUCUGCGAGGAGUGCGUGUACCGAGGAUUGGUUCCUCUUCUACUCGUGGCCAAGACCGGCUUGCCUGUGGCCGCUGUGGUCGGAAUCUCAGCCGUUUUCUGCGGGGCGCGUCACGCGGGGACGUUGGGGAGCGCAAUUGACGCCGCGGUUUUGGGCAUGUACGUCCAUUGCCUCCUGCUGUCGACACGAAGCAUCUUGGUCCCGAUCGUUGCGCACGCUGUUUUCGAUGCCAUCCUCUUCGUGGUGGGACACUUGAAGGAAACCGCUCGACCACAAUAAUAUUCGUUACGGCUGGAGAGCACGCAGGAAGGACCGGAGGGAGGGCGUCGUCGUUGGUGUCCCCCACACCGUUCAGGAGCGUAGUUGCCUUGGACUAAUCACGUUUAUCGAGAAGACGAUUUCCUCUUAUUUUAUUUCUUGUUCAAUAUAGAGUCUGUGUGUUUGGGUACAAAGCACCGACCGCGCUUCCCGGAUGACAAAUGAAUAGCCGUCAGUGUAUGUGUUUUUAUUAUUAGCAUCGACCGUGAAUAUGUGUGUGAGAGUUCGACCAGCUUGAUCGUACAUACCGAGAUCAAUGCGAGGUGUUCGCGAAACGAGUCCGUGUUGGUUGAAUGAGAAUGAGCCAUCUCUGGGUUACCCCGUUGUUGCACGUAGCUGUGUGUACCAUAUCGACCAUUUGGUUGCCAACUUGGUACGUGAGUUCACACCUCUCGGUUGGACUGCCACUUGAGCAGAGGUUAGCUUGGGCUUCUGGGUUUGACCAACUUGAUUCGUUGAAGAUCGGCCUCUGAAACCAGGACGUGCGUUUUCAUGUUCAAGCAUUGCCACCACACAUUGAGAGCUGACUUUCACCUUCAAGCCGUGGGAAAUCGUUGGAAGCUUGAAUGGCUUAAUCUAUGUAGUUACCACCACAACAUUUAAUAGGAAGUACGCUCGAUUGCGGCACUAUUAUACCGCUUACGUCGUUCUGCGGGGCACGAGGGCCUAAAGUGACUCCAGC